This is a messenger RNA of Phyllostomus discolor (pale spear-nosed bat), 2242 nucleotides long. Its product is annotated as olfactory receptor 51G2-like. Lineage: Eukaryota; Metazoa; Chordata; Mammalia; Chiroptera; Phyllostomidae. The record is from RefSeq and is a predicted model, not a curated record. Gene Ontology annotation, molecular function: olfactory receptor activity; G protein-coupled receptor activity. The transcript has 2 exons. The coding region runs from base 298 to 1239 and encodes 313 amino acids. Gene Ontology annotation, biological process: G protein-coupled receptor signaling pathway. Gene Ontology annotation, cellular component: membrane.
GAUGCUGAACCCCCAAAUAUGCCAUCUUCGCUCUGGAGUUGCUGUAAAACAAAUGGAAGCUUUCCUGAGGAAAGCUAUGCUUCCUUGAAGAACUAUCUGCUUUAGGAUCCACUGUAUAUAUGUAUGUAUAUACGCACACAUAUAAAUUCUCUUAUGUUCAUCAUUGGUGGCUCUCUCUUCUUACAAGAAUCCCCUAUCCCUGAACAACCUGCAGCAGGGUGAGUGACUGUCUACACCUGAGGGCUCAGGUAUGCAUGAAGGAAUGUUUCUGAGACUGAAGGUGUCUCCAUUCCCACAAUGUCUGUCUUCAAUAGCUCUGCUCUAUACCCUCGCUUCCUCCUGACAGGCCUCUCAGGCCUUGAAAGCAGAUAUGGCUUGAUUUCCCUCCCCAUCUUCUUUGUUUAUGCCACCUCAGUUGCAGGGAACAUUACUAUCCUAUUUAUCAUCAGAACUGAGCCUUCCCUGCACCAACCAAUGUACUACUUUCUGUCAAUGUUGGCACUUACUGACCUGGGCCUAUCCACUACAACCUUGCCUACAAUGUUCAGUGUCUUCUGGUUCCAUGCACGGGAGAUCUCCUUCAACACUUGUCUGGUCCAGAUGUACUUCAUUCAUGUUUUCUCAAUUAUCGAGUCAGCCGUUCUGUUAGCCAUGGCCUUUGACCGCCUCGUAGCCAUCCGAGAGCCCUUGCGCUAUGCGGCCAUUCUAACCAAUGGUGUCAUCAUUGGGAUUGGGUUGGCAAUUGCUGGAAGGGCUUUGGCUCUGGUCUUUCCAGCUUCCUUCCUCCUAAAGAGGCUUCAAUAUCGGCCUGUCAAUAUUCUCUCCUACCCUUUCUGCCUGCACCAGGACCUCAUAAAGACAACUGUGUCCAGCCGCCGAGUCAGCAGCAUCUAUGGCCUCAUAGUGGUCAUUUGCUCCAUGGGACUUGAUUCAGUGCUCCUCCUCCUCUCCUAUAUCCUCAUCCUUGGCACAGUGUUGAGUAUAGCCUCCAAAACAGAGAGGGUGCGAGCUCUCAAUACCUGUAUCUCCCACAUCUGUGCUGUCCUUACCUUCUAUACACCAAUGAUUGGGCUAUCUAUGAUCCGGCGUUAUGGGCAGAAUGCUUCCCCAAUUGUCCAUGUGCUCAUGGCCAAUGUCUACUUGCUGGUUCCACCCCUCAUGAACCCCAUUGUCUACAGUGUCAAAACCAAGCAGAUUCGUGACAGAAUUCUCAAGAAAUUCAAACAACAGAAAGUUUAGGGAAAAGAGGUUCUAAAAUACAACUUUCUUCCCCCUCUUUAUAUUUAUUAGAGUACUCCACACCACUGUAGAAUUUUCAAUUUAUAUAUUAGUGAUAAUGUUUUGACUUUAAGAAACUAGACACAAACCUCAACAACAGUAAAUCUUAUCUUUUUGGUGUAGAGAAUAAAGGCAUGAUUUUGUUUUACAUUCAUGUUGACAUACUAAAGAAUAUGGUCCUUAAACCCAGGUUGGGCCAUUCUUAGAAGAACUCUUUUAAUAACCAGCAAUAAAUGUUUGUGAAACUAAGAUUCAUCAAAUCAGCAAUCUCGUGAAGUUAUUCAUCACACCUUGUUAAAGCCCUCAAUUUCUAGAGAAGAUUUAGGUUAUGACACUGGGUCUCCUAUGGGUUCUGUAGUCAAGAGCUAUAAUAUUUGCUCAUGAAAUAGACCGUAUUAUGAAAGUAUUUUUAAUGCAUUUUUUAAAAAAUCCUCUGUUCAGGAGAGAAAAAUGAUUCCAGGAAGAAAGACUUCUUCUAUAAAGAGAAGUUCCAUGACAAAUGGGCAAAGCUCAGGAUGUUUUCAGAAGCAUUAAAGGAAGACACCUUGGCCCAAAUUAUUAAACUGAUUAGAGUGGCUCUCAGAUGAUCCCAAACCAUCAUGUUUCUGUGUUUAGAAACUUAUGGAGGCUUUUAUAUUCUGAGUAGGCAGACACUUCUGAGACCCACAUUUCACCCAUUUUGAUCUGCUUUUAACCUGUUAGUUACUGAAGAGAGAUGUCAAAGGCUCCAAAACAUCAUAACACAUUUGUCUAUUUUUUUCUUGGUUAUGCUAUCAGCUUUUCCCCAACUAUUUUAAUGCUACGUUGUUAGGUAUGUAGAUGUUAAGAUUUGCUAUGUCUCUCUGGGUAGUCCCUUCAUUAAAAUGUAAUGUUCUUUAUCCUUGAAAAUUUCUUUCAUUCUAAAGUAGUCUUUUCUGACUUCUGGCCAAGAUGGAGGUGUAGGUAGAUACAAUGCCUCCUCACA